ACGGAGCGAGGGCUCGGGGGAAGGCUUUAGAAAUUUGGUGUGCAGGAACAUGUCUCAGUCUGGUGAAAAAGUAAAGUUUUCCGACUCUGCAGGAUAUGUGGGUUUUGCCAAUCUCCCCAACCAAGUCCACCGGAAGUCUGUCAAGAAAGGGUUCGAGUUCACCCUCAUGGUUGUUGGCGAAUCUGGUUUGGGCAAAUCCACUUUAAUUAACAGUUUAUUCCUGACGGAUCUGUAUCCUGAACGUUACAUUCCUGGAGCUGCAGAAAAGAUUGAAAGAACGGUCCAGAUUGAAGCUUCGACUGUCGAAAUCGAAGAGCGAGGCGUGAAGCUCCGGUUGACCGUAGUGGAUACUCCUGGAUAUGGAGAUGCCAUAAACAGCCAAAACUGUUUCAGGACCAUCAUCCAGUACAUCGACAAUCAAUUUGAAAGAUACCUUCAUGAUGAGAGCGGCUUGAAUAGACGCCACAUUGUAGACAACCGAGUCCAUUGCUGCUUUUAUUUCAUUUCCCCUUUUGGACACGGACUGAAGCCCUUGGAUGUGGAAUUCAUGAAGGCCCUUCAUGGAAAAGUGAAUAUUGUCCCUGUGAUAGCUAAGGCAGACACUUUAACUUUGAAAGAGAGGGAACGACUGAAGAGAAGGGUGUUAGAUGAAAUAUCUGAGCACGGCAUCCGGAUUUACCAGCUGCCUGAUGCGGAUUCUGACGAGGAUGAAGAGUUCAAAGAACAGACCCGUGUUCUGAAGGCUAGUGUUCCUUUUGCUGUGAUCGGGUCCAACCAGCUGAUUGAAGUGAAAGGAAAAAAGAUCAGAGGUCGCCUUUACCCCUGGGGGGUGGUAGAGGUGGAAAACCCUGAACACAACGAUUUCCUCAAGCUACGCACAAUGCUGGUGACACACAUGCAGGAUCUCCAAGAAGUAACUCAGGAUUUGCACUACGAAAACUUCCGGUCAGAGAGAUUAAAGAGGACCGGCAAGCCAGUGGAAGAAGAAGUUAUGGACAAAGAUAGGAUCCUUCAGCAGAAGGAGGCCGAGUUGCGUCGUAUGCAGGAGAUGAUAGCCCAGAUGCAAGCCCAGAUGAGGAUGAAACCUGGGGAUGAAUGAGAAGGAGUCCUGAGCCUUUGAUGUGGUCACUUGAUGGUCUUAAGAAAAAGGGGCCAUGCUUUAAUUGAAUUUGAAUGACGACACUAAUGGAUUUGAAUGGUUCAUGCCCUUGGACCCAGGUCUGGAAUAUGACCCAGUGCAGCUAAAAGCCUUGGAGUUCAUAUUGGAAAACGUACCCUUCUAUCCAUGUGUAACCUUGCUUAUGUCUUCUUUCAUGUCUUCAUAUGCAUGAAUAUAUCAUAACAAUGUGGAACCUAUUUUUCUUCUCCUUUCUGCCCCUCGAUGUGUCUCUUGAAUUUUUUUUUUUUUUUGAAAUCCCAAGUUAACAAGCCACGUUGUACGUACUAGCCUUUAGAAGCAGGAUUUAUUCCUUUUUCUCCUUCUUCUCUUUUGCCAAGUUGGUUCUUGAUACUUUUCUACUUUUGUUCCCUAAGCAAAUCCCUGAAUCUUGACUAUAAAUGUGCCCUAUCAGAACUAUAUUUUAGUUAGACUUGCAAAACUCUUCUGCACCUUGUGAGUUUAUAGCAUUCUUCUCUCUGCUUUGUAGGUCUUAUUGGGAUCAAAUUCUUCCUCUCUGGUGCUCCCUUUAAAAAAAAAACAACGGUACAGAACAGUAAAGCUUUAUCAUGUCAGCGAUGUGAAACGUUUGGACAGUUUCACCCACCAUGCCUUAAAAAUCAUGGGUAUAAUAUUACAGGCCGUACUUUCUCGGAGGCUUCCGAAAAGAUCUGUCAUGGCUUUUCAGGAAUUAGGUUCUAGCCACAUUUUCUAUCAAGUGUAAGUCUCGCUCAGUUGAGAGAACAAUGGUAUAAAUGCUCAAAGAUUUUAUAUGCAUCAUGACACUAAUUUUCCUGACAGUUUUUGUAAUAAAUGGAAACAACGUGAGAAAA
Candoia aspera is the source of this 1989-nucleotide messenger RNA. Its product is annotated as septin-2. Gene Ontology annotation, cellular component: synaptic vesicle; septin ring; microtubule cytoskeleton. Bases 50 to 1099 code for a protein of 349 amino acids. The transcript has 13 exons. NCBI's taxonomy places the organism in Eukaryota, Metazoa, Chordata, Lepidosauria, Squamata, Candoiidae. Gene Ontology annotation, molecular function: GTPase activity; molecular adaptor activity; GTP binding. The record is from RefSeq and is a predicted model, not a curated record. Gene Ontology annotation, biological process: cytoskeleton-dependent cytokinesis; intracellular protein localization; regulation of exocytosis.